AUGAACUACCUCAGCUCUCCCAAACCUUCGACCACCCAUCAUGCCAUUUACACAAACAUGUGGGAUAUUGCGAACCGGCGCGCGAUUGUUCCAGCUGACAGUGACUACCGGCUCACAUUGACCACUAUUCAGGACUUGGCAAGGGUCGUGGAUGAGGCGCUUGGUUUUGAAGGUGAGUGGCCAGUGGUCGGUGGUAUUACUGGGUCAUCAACAACAAGCUCCGAGAUCAUACGCAUCGCAGAGUCCAUCAGAGGACCUUUUGUCGUCGAGCGGGUUUCCAAAGAAAAUAUCGAGGCGGGAAAGUUGGCAACAUCCUGGAUCCCUAUGCUUCCAGAGUUCCCACACCUGAACUUUGACAUGGAUUGGGCAGUAUUCUCCGAGCAAGUGAUCGCAGAGAUAAUGAAGGGGGGCCUACAAGGAGCAUGGGAUGUUUCUGACGAAUGGAACAAGCUACUUCCGGAUCUCAAGCUUACCACAUUAGGCGAGUUUUUGACACGGUAUUGGGGAUCCCCGAGCUGA
Messenger RNA from Aspergillus melleus, 519 nucleotides. RefSeq lists its product as uncharacterized. Lineage: Eukaryota; Fungi; Ascomycota; Eurotiomycetes; Eurotiales; Aspergillaceae. The record is from RefSeq and is a predicted model, not a curated record. The transcript is spliced from 2 exons. Bases 1 to 519 code for a protein of 172 amino acids.